Messenger RNA from Ramularia collo-cygni, 1524 nucleotides. RefSeq names its product related to isotrichodermin C-15 hydroxylase (cytochrome P-450 monooxygenase CYP65A1). NCBI's taxonomy places the organism in Eukaryota, Fungi, Ascomycota, Dothideomycetes, Mycosphaerellales, Mycosphaerellaceae. Gene Ontology annotation, molecular function: oxidoreductase activity, acting on paired donors, with incorporation or reduction of molecular oxygen; iron ion binding; monooxygenase activity. The transcript is spliced from 12 exons. The coding region runs from base 1 to 1524 and encodes 507 amino acids. The record is from RefSeq and is a predicted model, not a curated record.
AUGCUCGACUCAUUGGCUACCGCAGCUUGGAAGCUCACAGAGGGUGGCAGCCCCCGUCUAAUUCUCGCUGUGUUAGCCGUCUCGUACCUCGCCUACAGUAUCGUGUACUCGAUAUACGAUGUAUACUUCGGGCCCCUAUCAAAGUUUCCAGGACCAAAGCUCAGCGCUUUCAGCAAGUUUCCUAGACUCUUGACGAUAGCUUCGGGAGACGAGGCCAGCGUGAUGCCGGCAAUGCAUGCGCAGUACGGGCCCAUUGUUCGAAUUGGCCCUCGAGAGCUUUCCUACGCAGGCGGAGCUAGAACUUGGCGAGAGGUUUACGGUUUCAAAAAGUCCGGAGAGCCUCACAAUGACAAGGACAUGAAUUUCUACAACCCACAACUCAACGGAGUUCACUCGAUCGUCACUGCUGACGACGCGAAUCACUCCCGACAGCGCAAGAUUCUGUCUCACUCAUUCGCAGACAAAACCCUGAAGGACCUUGAGCCAAUGCUCAAGGGGUGGGUUGAAAAGCUCAAGGGAAAGAUGUUGGAGAAAUCAGGAGAAGAGGUCGACAUGCUGAAGUUCUUCAACUGCACGACUUUCGACAUCAUGGCAGAUUUGACGUUUGGCGAAGACUUGCACAUGCUCGAAAGUGGAGAGUACAGUCCCURGGUCAAGACCAUCUUUGGGGGAAUCAAGAACGCCGUCCAGAUGCAUGCUCUAAAGCGGACGAGCGGCGUUGCUAAGUGGUUUAUCAACGCGUUCAUCAUGCAAAAUCCAAAAUUCAGGGUCGCAGCCGCAGAGCAUUGGAAUUAUUCCAAAGAGCGRGUGGACCGCAGGCUAGCAAAGACUCCUGAACGCAACGAUCUGUGGACCAGAAUCCUCGAAAAAAGCGAAGGCCCAGGAGGAUUCACUCUCGGCGAACAUCAUGCCAAUGCAGCGCUCUUCAUGGUUGCGGGCACCGAAACUACUGCCACCGCUCUCUCGGGGACCCUUUACUAUCUGCUUCGCAAUCCCGCCUGUUUGAAAAWGGUCACGACGGAAGUCCGCGAAACGCACGCAAACUUCGAAGCCAUCACACUUGAUUCAAUCCAGCAUCUCAAGUACCUACAAGCUGUGCUUCAAGAAGGCUUGAGGAUAUACCCUCCAGUCCCUUCCAAAUUGCCGAGGGUAACCCCUCCAGCAGGAGCCACAAUAGACGGCGAGUGGGUUCCCGGCAACACUAUGAUCGGAGUUCAUCAUUUGAGCACCUACAGAUCCGAAUCCAACUUCAAGGAUGCAUAUGAGUUCCAUCCCGAGCGUUGGCUAGGCGAUCCAAAGUACAGAGACGAUCGGCUCGAUGCUUUCGAGCCUUUCCACGUCGGCCCCCGAAACUGUAUAGGGAAGAACUUGGCGUGGCAUGAAAUGAGACUUAUUCUGGCCGCUGUUCUUCUGCAUUUCGACUUCCAGUUGUCGGAGGAGUCUGUUGGAUGGCACGACCAGAAGGUUUUUACGAUUUGGGAGAAGCGACCUCUCUGGGUUAAAGUGACUCCCCGUGUCUCUUGA